GUUGCGAAAAGUGCAUGGCGCCAAAGAAACAGCAGCCAAAGGUGGAGGAGGAGGUCCCAGUGCAGGAAUCCGAGGACGAGCCUGAAGAGCCCGAGAUUCUUACAAAGUGUUUGCGGGCUCCCGGAAACCUCUUCUACGGUGAGGUCAAGGCCGGCUACAAACAGCGGAAAGGACAGUGGAUCCGACAUGGCAAGGGCCAGCAGAUCCAAACGGCGGUGACGCCCUUGGGCCUGGGUCCGAACCAACGUCCGGCCUUUGAAACCCUCAUCGUCAGCAUCUACGAAGGUGCUUGGGAAGAGGAUGCGCCAUGUGGCGAGGGCAGCUACCGAUGGAGCGACGGCAGCUCCUACGAAGGUAACUUUGAGCAGGGGAAGAUGCACGGUCAGGGCAGAUUUGUGUGGGCUGACGGCAGCUCUUAUGAGGGCAGCUGGUUCCAAGGAGCAUUUCACGGUGAGGGCACUUUCGACUCCCGAUGGGACGGCGGCCGCUACAUGCAAGGUGCCUUUCACUACAACUGCUUCCAGAAGUCCGACGGUCGCUGGGUGGAUAUCUUGCAGCACAUCAAGAACCAUGAGCUGCGAGAGAUCAUUCACGGAAACCCCCUGCGCACAGAGGUUGAAGCCGCCGCAGCAGCAAAUGCGUCCGCCUCUCGACGGAAAGGCUCUGCGACGAACGGCGGCGGCUUUGCCAACGUGCUACGUGCUGCCCCGGGGCCUCAGGGCUCCGGAACUUGCUCCUUGGGAAGUCGGCUUCGGGAGGCAUUGAGCAACAAUCUGGUCCCGCUGGUUCUGGCAGAGAGCUCGGCAUCGUCUUCAGCUUUGGAGGACUUCUUGGCAUCAGGUGCCGUUACUGAGCCCGCAGUGCAGUGUGUUAGCCUGCGGCUCUGCGCACUGGAGCAGAAGCGUCAACGCGAUUUCAAGCGAUUCUUCCGAGAUGCGCUGAAGUCUGCAAUUCUGUCUGGAAGCUUCUUCACGCUCGUCUUUGAAGACGACGAUGGAGCCGCCGGCACUGCGGAGGACACCUGGCUGCAACGUACGCCCUCCACGCAGACCCUGGAGGUGGUGCCUGAGGAAUGGGCGCUUUAUUCCUUCUUUAGUGGUUCUUCGCUACCGCCAGAGAUAUUCCUGCCACUGACGUUCAAUGCGCGUGGCAAGGCACACCUGCUGCUGCCCCAAGCGGAUGCAGGUACAGAGCCUGUGGACACCCCCUUCGAGGCAUCGGAAUCCAAAGAGGAGGCCCCCUCCAAGGAGGAGGGGAUCACCAAACCGGCGGUUUCCCAGGAGCUACUACAGAGAUCGGCAGCGGAGCUUCCACCCAUGGCCAACCUGGGGCCUACGGGCCACAUUUGGGAGCUGACCGAAGAGGAGGUGAGCAUGCGUGAUGAGAAGGACACUCAGACCAUGCUUGGCCUGCCUUUGCAGUACCAAGUGCUGCCUGCCGCCGUAGCCACCGGCCGAGUGCCCGAUGGCCUCGAAGAUACCGAGGUGCGCAGAUGGGUGAAGCAGAGGUUUGGCAAGCAUGCUCCAGUGCACCGCAUGGCGAUCAUUCUGCUUACCGGGACUUCUCCUGGCAUGGAUGAAACUGUUCGGGACGGCGAUGAUGCUUGA
Messenger RNA from Symbiodinium pilosum, 1607 nucleotides. Lineage: Eukaryota; Dinophyceae; Suessiales; Symbiodiniaceae. The record is from the annotation of a GenBank genome assembly.